Micromonas commoda is the source of this 1947-nucleotide messenger RNA. RefSeq lists its product with no specific name. Gene Ontology annotation, biological process: cellular response to calcium ion; de-etiolation; regulation of stomatal closure. Lineage: Eukaryota; Viridiplantae; Chlorophyta; Mamiellophyceae; Mamiellales; Mamiellaceae. The coding region runs from base 1 to 1947 and encodes 648 amino acids. The record is from RefSeq and is a predicted model, not a curated record. The transcript has a single exon.
AUGUCCGUCAUGGCAACGCCGUCGGCAGCCUCCGUGAGGGGGGUCCCCGCACCCGCGACGCGACGCGUCGGUGCCCGUCGCCCCGCACCCGUCGUUUGCCGCGCCGCCGCGCCCCGCGACGCCGCCAAGCUCUCCGCCGGUAUCCUCGCCGUCGCCGCCGCGAACGCCGCGAGGGCGGAGGACGUCGAAGCUCCUGCCGACGCUGUGGUCGACGCCCCGGCCGACGCCGCCGCGCAGGCCGCCGCGCAGGCCGCCGAUGCCGCCGCCGACGCCGCCGCGCAGGCCGCCGACGCCGCCGCCAAGGCGGCGGCGCAGGCGUCCGAUGCGCUCAACGGCGCGCUGGGCGGCCUCUCCGGCGGCCUUGACGGCCUCACCUCCCAGGCGGGCGGCGCCCUGGAGGGCCUCAAGGGUGGGCUCGGCGGCCUCACCUCCCAGGCGGGCGGCGCCCUGGAGGGCCUCAAGGGUGGACUCGACGGCCUCACCUCCCAGGCGGGCGGCGCCAUCGGCGGCCUCGGCUCCCAGGCGGGCGGCGCCAUCGGAAGCGCCGCGAAGGGCGUCGGCUCCGUCGCGGGCCCCGCGCUCAGCGGCGCCGCAAAGGUUGCCGGCGAGGGCGCGGGCGUCGUCGGCCAGGGUCUCGGCCAGGCCACAAAGGCUGUCGGCGGGGCCACCUCCGCCGUGAGCGGCGCCGUCGGCGGGGCCACCUCCGCCGUGAGCGGCGCCGUCGGCGGGGCCACCUCCGCCGUUAACUCCACUCUCACCUCCACGGUGCAGUCACUCGAGUCGGCGUUGCCCCCCGAGUUCCAGGACGUCGUCGCCAGGGCGCAGACUGACUCCGACACCGCCGUCGCCCUCAUCGGUCUCACCGCGGCCGUCCCGAUCGGCCUCGUGGUCCUCGGAGCCGCCACGCGCGGCUACGCCGGCGAUAAGAACCCAUUCGUCGUGGAGGAGCAGCUCAAGAAGGACCGACGCGCGUUUCUCAUCGACACCAGGUCCGAGGAUGCCAGGCGCAACGACGGCGUGCCGGACCUGCGCGGCAAGGCCCGCGGCAAGGGCGCCGCGGUGGAGGUGGCCACCCUCCCGGCCGACGAGCGGCGCGUGCUCUCGAACCCGCGCCUCGUCGAGCUCGAGCUCGCCGCCACCAAGGUGAAGGCUCUGACCAAGGGCGGCGCGAGGGUCUACGUCCUGGGCCCCGACGCCAAGGACCUCGCCAAGGCGAUCACCAGGCUCGGCGGCAGGCGCGCGUUCGUCGUCUCAGGUGGCUUCGACGCGUGGCGCAGCUCCGGCCUCAAGGUUGGCGUCAAGUACGCCAAGUCGGCGCUCGAGGGCCUGGGCGAGGACACGUCCGAGGCGGCGUCCUCGUUCACCCAGAAGGUGGCCGGAAGCGUCAAGACCUCCAUCACCACGAAGAAGCCCACCGACGCCAUCGUGCCCCUGCUCGGACUCGUCGCGGCCGCGGCGGCGGCGUACAACUACAAGACCGCGCUCGAGUACGCCGGCGUCAUCGGCAUCGAGCUGACCAUCCUCGCCAAGCUGCUGAGCUACGAGUCCCCGUGGGCGUUUUUUGAGGAUGUUAAGGAGACGGCGGCCGGCGUGGUGGGCGCCGUGGGUUCGUUCGAGCCUCCGUCUGUGCCCGAGGUGAGCGUCCCCAAGGUGAAGGUGCCCAGCGUCGCCGAGAUGGCGCCGCCCCCGCGCCCCGCGCCGGCGCCGGCGAAGGAGGAGGCAAAGGUUGAGGAGGUGGUCGAGGAGGAGGAGGUUGCGGAGCCCGAGCCCGAGGCCGCGGCGCCGGCUCCCGUCGAGGAGGAGGCCGCAGCGCCGGCUCCCGCCGCGGAGAAGAAGGCCGGGAGGGUCUACGACGAAACGUACGCCGAAUCGAAGUCGGAGAUGGCCAAGGCUGCCGAGGAGGCUGCCCGGCGCGCGGACAAAAAGCCGGAGCAGAGGGAUAUGUGA